AUGUCUUCUCCUCCUCCUCUCGCUAAGGAGACUGGCCCUUCGGACGCUGAGAGAAAAUAUCCACGAUAUCGGCCCCAGGUACACAGCUUGAAUGUUGAAACAGAAGAGGAGCGGGCGGCCCUCUCACAACGUCGGAAUUUACUUUUUACGGCUCAGGUUGACAACAUUUACGUAUGGAUUCCCAGUGGACCCCGCCAGCUCCUUGGCUCCCAACCUGAAAUGAUCAUCCACCCGGUGAUGAAGGAACCCAAUGCGGCUGGAUACAUCGACCGUUCUAGGCCUCAUACAAUCAAUCAUAUUAUUGUGGAUGAUUUGGGAGUUGAUGAGGUUUUACUGUUAGCGACAGACUCUGGAAACGUCACUGGCUACAAUGUCGAGGCUAUUUUCUCAGCAAUCAACAGGAGUGCCAAAUAUGGAGGCAAACGACCAUUUGAUGCGCGUGAAGUAAAACCCUUCUUUGCUGAACAUGUUCAAUUAAGUGCCUGGGGCUUAGCCACCCACAAAUUUGCUCGGUUGAUUGCUGUGAGCUCGAAUACAGGCCUUAUCACAGUCUUUGCUUUUGCUUUGAUGGAUGUUGUGUCUGAGGGUGAUGGUACGAGUCCCAAUUCCUCUGUGACCUCAAACAUGGGAGACUCUGAUGUGUUGGAAAACACAUGGGUAUACAUAGAGACCGCGCCGUCGAUGGAGGAGCUGAAAAAGGACAUGCCCCAUCAUCGAACGCGCAACCUGCGGCUCAGCUAUAAGGGUCAUUUUGACAAUAUCCCAUGCGUGUCGUUUGCCAACUUUGAAUUAGACCCCAACGGUCUGUGGAUGACCAGCACGGACAUCCUCAACCGAGUCUUUGUAUGGAGAGUCUGGGACAGCCUAAGUCCUGUCAACACAUCCAGUUAUGAUUGCCCACGGAGUGAUCAAGAGCAAAGGGGAUGGUUUGUCCUGCCUUUGCAUCCUCGCAGAGUUCAGCAGCAUCGAUUGAAGUUUGAUGCCUGUGGAUGCGAACCAAAGCCAAGCACGAUGAAUGGUCGAAUGAUUUUUGACGUGUCACGUGCGGCCGAUUAUGUUGAGAACAGAACAAUCAUCGCUUCUGAGAAAGUCGCUGCUGAAGAACGUGCAACAAUUUCGAGGCUAUUUCUACCAGCUGAUAUUUUCACUCCUGGCGAUGGUGUUAAUACUGAAACUCGACCUCAACCAUCAAGCUCACAGCAUAAUCACGAAGCCUCAGAAGCUCCUUCUCCUACAACCGCUCAUGACACCAUUGUUAUCAGCACCGAAUCUCCACAAGACUAUGAGGUGGCUCCACCCCGUCAAUCGAUCCGCAUGAGACGCGGUAUUGCCAAUUUGAUUGAAGAAGAAAAUGAGCAAUGGGGCACGGAUUGUGAUGUCGACGUGGAUAUUUUGAGAAGCUUUGUACGCCAUCCGUGCAACCCUCGCUUUUUCCCUAUUCUUCACUUCUCCGGAGAUAACAUCACUUUAGAUCCUUAUCCAUUGGACCAUGGAUUGCGGACGCUCUGUCGGUCUCCGCUUGAAUCGAUGUACCUCCCUGAACUUGGGAUGGUUAUUGCCGCCUCCCAGGCCGGUGGAGUUGCCAUCAUCACUCUUACAUGGCAGGAGGAAAUUGGCCACACAUUCCGCCUAGACUGGCUUCUCCCUUUCCCCAACCAGGACGGGGACGAUGGAGGUCCACCACAACCUUUUAUGGGUAUUGCUGCAAGCCCCAUGCCUGGAUUUGAGAUACCGCCGGAUGUCCCUUGUAUUCCUCGGGAUGUCAACCCCAAAGAUCGGUUGAGUUUCAAUCACCGUCUGCUCAACCCAGAUAAAGAUGAGCAUUCUGCCACAAACCUGCCCGAAUUCGGGGCUUCCAGUCCCUCUGUCCCAGAUCUUAACCCUAGCCCCGAAGAUCCGAACCUCACAAUUCCUGAAACCCAUGCCUAUGCCUCUGAUAUCUACCAACCUCAUGAGACCUGGCAUGGUUACCACCCUUCUCGACAUUACAGGUUGAUUUUGCUAUUCUGUGAUCUCACGGUCAUGAGCUAUGAAUUCUGGCAUGACUGGAGAGGUUAA
Penicillium expansum is the source of this 2058-nucleotide messenger RNA. RefSeq lists its product as uncharacterized. Lineage: Eukaryota; Fungi; Ascomycota; Eurotiomycetes; Eurotiales; Aspergillaceae. Bases 1 to 2058 code for a protein of 685 amino acids. The transcript has 4 exons. The record is from RefSeq and is a predicted model, not a curated record.